AUGACUCCCUCAUCCACAGACGCCUCGGCCGCCACCCAUGGCAAUGGCAAUGGCAACGGCAACCUCCCCAGCUCAUCUGCUACUACCAAGCAGGAUAAAUCCACUAUACUGGACCCGACGGGCUUCCGCAUGCCCCAAAAGUUCGAGGACCCGUACGAGCACCGGCGAUACCUCAAGGAGCGGCUGGCUCUGGGCUUCCGCAUCUUCGCUAAGAACGGCUUCGACGCCGGCGUGGCGGGCCACAUCACCAUUCGGGACCCCGUAGAGCCGGACACGUUCUGGCUGAACCCUUUCGGCGUUGCCUGGCCGCUCCUCAAGGCCUCCGAUCUCAUUCGUGUGGACUCCGAAGGAAAAGUCAUUGAGGGCGGCCCUGUGAAGCUCCUUAACACUGCUGCCUACAUGAUCCAUCACGCAGUUCACGAAGCACGCCCCGACAUAAACUGCGUGGCUCACUCUCACUCCCUUUACGGCCAGGCCUUCUCAACCCUCGGCCGCAACCUCGACAUCAUCAGCCAGGACACCUGUGCCUUUUAUAACGACAUCGUCCUCUACGACUCCUUUGACGGCAUCGUCCUGGGCAAGGAGGAAGGACUGCGCAUCGCCGCGGCCCUCGGCGACAAGAAGGCCGCCAUCCUCCAGAACCACGGCCUCAUCACCUGCGGCAAAUCCGUCGAGAGCUGCGUCUACUGGUUCCUGAGCCUCGAGCGCUGCUGUCACCAGCAGCUGCUGGCCGACGCCGCAGCGGGAGGACGGGGCCACGAGACUGUCAAGGUCGCCAAGGAGGACGCUGAGUUCACGUACAAGUCGGUCGGGACGGAGCUCGCGGGCUGGUUUUCGGGGAAGCCGGCUUUUGAUAUGAUGGAACAUGAAUCGGGUUUUGCGUAUAAGAUGUAG
This is a messenger RNA of Colletotrichum spaethianum, 894 nucleotides long. RefSeq names its product decarboxylase NovR. Gene Ontology annotation, molecular function: actin filament binding. Gene Ontology annotation, cellular component: cytoskeleton. The transcript has 3 exons. The record is from RefSeq and is a predicted model, not a curated record. NCBI's taxonomy places the organism in Eukaryota, Fungi, Ascomycota, Sordariomycetes, Glomerellales, Glomerellaceae. Bases 1 to 894 code for a protein of 297 amino acids.